Messenger RNA from Cucurbita pepo subsp. pepo (vegetable marrow), 2453 nucleotides. The record is from RefSeq and is a predicted model, not a curated record. NCBI's taxonomy places the organism in Eukaryota, Viridiplantae, Streptophyta, Magnoliopsida, Cucurbitales, Cucurbitaceae.
GAGGGAGAGGGAUUAUAAAGUGGUCAUUAAGUUCGUUGCAAGGGCAAAUUUGCAGUAUUUGGGUCAGUUCCUUGCCGGUAAGCGUGCCAAUGCACCACAAGAAGCCAUUCAAAUACUGGACAUUGUCUUGAGAGAGCUAUCAUCCAAAAGGUACUGUCCUAUAGGAAGAUCCUUCUUUUCUCCUGAUAUCAGGUCACCUCAACGUCUCGGUGAUGGCCUAGAAUCAUGGCGCGGUUUUUACCAGAGUAUAAGGCCUACUCAAAUGGGACUGUCUCUGAACAUUGAUAUGGCUUCAGCUGCAUUCAUCGAGCCUCUCCCUAUCCUCGAGUUUGUUGCUCAGCUUCUCGGGAAAGAUGUUUUGUCUCGGCCACUGUCUGAUUCCGAUCGCGUUAAGAUCAAAAAGGCUCUUAGAGGGGUGAAAGUCGACGUAACGCACCGGGGUAAUGUAAGGCGUAAGUAUCGUAUUUCGGGGCUAACGUCACAGCCUACAAGAGAGCUAGUGUUUCCUGUUGACGACAACUCGACCAUGAAGUCGGUUGUCGAGUACUUCCAGGAGAUGUAUGGCUUCACCAUCCAACAUGCUCAUCUGCCUUGCCUUCAAGUAGGAAAUCAGAAGAAGGCCAAUUAUUUACCAAUGGAGGCCUGCAAAAUUGUUGGGGGACAAAGGUAUACAAAGAGAUUGAAUGAGAAACAAAUAACUGCACUUCUGAAAGUCACAUGUCAAAGACCGAGGGAUCGAGAAAACGACAUUCUGAAGACUGUUCAACAUAAUGCCUAUAACAACGAUCCUUAUGCAAAGGAGUUUGGGAUAAAUGUUAGUGAAAAGAUGACUUCUGUUGAAGCUAGAAUUCUUCCUCCUCCAUGGCUGAAAUACCAUGAUACUGGAAAAGAGAAGGAUUGCUUGCCUCAAGUGGGUCAAUGGAAUAUGAUGAAUAAGAAAAUGAUUAAUGGAAUGACGGUUAGUCGGUGGGCGUGUAUCAACUUCUCUAGGAGCGUGCAGGAGAGCGUUGCUCGUGGAUUUUGUUCUGAACUUGCUCAAAUGUGUCAAGUGUCUGGAAUGGAAUUCAAUACAGAACCAGUUAUUCCAAUAUACAAUGCUAGGCCAGAACAAGUAGAGAAAGCUUUGAAGCAUGUUUAUCAUGCUUCCAUGAACAAGACUAAAGGAAAAGAGUUAGAGCUAUUAUUAGCUAUCUUACCCGACAGUAACGGAUCGCUUUACGGUGAUCUUAAGCGAAUCUGUGAGACGGAUCUUGGUUUAAUAUCACAAUGCUGUCUUACAAAAUAUGUGUUCAAGAUUAGUAAACAGUAUCUUGCUAAUGUUUCAUUGAAGAUCAAUGUCAAGAUGGGUGGUAGAAACACUGUUCUUCUAGAUGCUAUCAGCUGCAGGAUACCGCUCGUAAGCGACAUACCGACUAUAAUAUUUGGAGCAGACGUGACUCAUCCAGAGAACGGCGAAGAUUCGAGCCCUUCGAUAGCUGCUGUUGUAGCAUCUCAGGAUUGGCCUGAAGUGACAAAGUAUGCUGGACUAGUAUGUGCUCAGGCUCAUAGACAAGAACUUAUACAAGACUUGUACAAAACUUGGCAGGAUCCUGUCCGUGGCACCGUCAGCGGGGGCAUGAUCAGGGAUCUUCUGGUUUCGUUUAGGAAAGCAACAGGGCAGAAGCCUCUAAGAAUAAUAUUUUACAGGGAUGGCGUUAGUGAAGGACAAUUCUAUCAAGUAUUACUUUACGAGUUAGAUGCAAUCAGGAAGGCAUGUGCUUCUUUAGAACUGAAUUACCAGCCACCCGUGACGUUCAUCGUCGUACAAAAACGACAUCACACCCAACUGUUUGCCAACAACCAUAGAGACAGAAGUAGCACAGACAGGAGUGGAAACAUUUUACCUGGCACCGUAGUCGACUCCAAAAUAUGCCACCCGACAGAAUUUGAUUUCUAUCUUUGUAGCCAUGCUGGAAUUCAGGGGACAAGCCGACCAGCUCAUUACCAUGUUCUUUGGGAUGAAAACAAUUUUACAGCAGAUGGGAUUCAGUCCUUAACCAAUAAUCUUUGCUACACGUAUGCAAGGUGUACGCGUUCGGUUUCUAUCGUCCCUCCAGCAUACUAUGCACAUUUAGCAGCAUUCCGAGCUCGAUUCUACAUGGAACCAGAGAUGCAAGAGAAUGGCACGAGCGGUCGUUCUGCUAAGAGUGCGACCGGGGUUCGCCCUUUGCCAGCUCUAAAGGAAAAUGUGAAGAGAGUAAUGUUUUACUGUUAGAAAUCGGAACCACCAAGCAAAGGGGAGGCUCGUAGUCGGAGCGAUGACCGGAAAGGUUCGGGUUCCUCUGGCAUUAGUUCCCUUGUAAAUGAAUGAUCACAACCAGCCAUAGAUCACAGGUUCUCUUCUCACCCACAUUUGUAAAGAACUGUUCUUCCAUAAUGAAUCAGUAUAGAUGCCUUCUUAAUGUGUUGAAUUA